AUGGCCGCAUCCGAUGUGACAUCGAACUUUGGGAUACCAACGCCUCCGGCCAUGGAGUCCCCGUCGGACGUGAAAGGUUCAUUCUUUUCCGCCGCCGGUUCCAUGAUCAAGGGAAAAGGAGACGAGCUAGAGUUACCCGAGCCCUCGAUUCUCACCGCCCCACCAUCCGUUCACGACACCACCGACGGUUCCUCGGAACCAUCUUCUUCGCCUGGUGCCGAUGUUCCCGUUUCCGGUGGUGGAAAUGAUACUCUGGUUGACGCCAACGUUAAAUCCUCCCCUUCUUCCGCCAACGGUGCCAACUCGUCCAAGCGAAAGCGCAAGGGGAUUCCGUUUCGAUCUCCGGAUCGUGAGGACUUGGAACGUGAUCCUGGCAUGGUGUUUUGUUUUCCCGCGGUGUUUCAGGCCUCCAUCAACAACAACAACAACACCACCGAUGGAUCCUCAUCACCAUCACAACAAGAGUCACCUGCCACCACCAAUGGCGAUGCCCUUCAGAACAAGAACACCACCUCGCCAGCGGAACCUGACGUCACCAACACCAACACCACCCACAACUCCACGAGGUUUAACAAUGACACGCUGGCUGGUCCUUCCGCGGUCAUCAUUCAUCGUCCACUUUUACUUCCCGACAUCGUUCGAUCCAUCACCCAGGCGAGACGAUCAAAAAUGCGAUCCCGACCGGUGACCCGGGCAAAGAAUAAGCGAGAAAAUAUAGAAUUGGAAUUGCUGAGUUAUGGGUUGGAGGGCAUCAUCGACACAGAUAACGUUCGAAACUCGGAUGAUCCACUGAUGGGCUCGUCACGCCGCAGUGUGACAAACGCCGAUCAAAGAUACAUGUCUUCAUUCUCCAACUCGCAAAUUUCGCGAUCCUCCGCAUCCGGCGUCUCCGCGUCGGGCGACAAAAAAUUAGCUCGACCUUCGACCGGGAAUAACGGAAACCAUUCAUCAUCCUAUUAUCACGCAUCCAAAAAACGACGAACAUCUAUUUCGGUCUCUUCCCUGUCCUCCAUUCCGACAUCCGAAUUGAGCGACUACGAACUCAACUCCGACAAUUUUGGGGAUGACGAGGAUGACCCGGACUUUACUCUGCACGCGAAAAAACGUAAGACCGAGUAUGUGUCCUCCAAGGUGAAUCACGGUCCCCCAACCUCACACGCGUCUCACCGCCGUGAUUCGAACAAUAAGACAAAAAUCUGUGCAAGUUGUAGGACGAGAAGUACUCCUUGUUGGAGACCUGGUUGGCGCACUGACCUUUUCCUGUGUAACAGUUGUGGGCUAAGGUUCGAAAUCUAUUACAUUAUUAUUUUCACUUCUCCCUAUAUGAUGGUACAAGAAGACGAAAUGUGUGUGCACGAAUCCAGAGUGUCGAUACAUUCCGCUCAAAUCAGAAUACAACGCGAUGUUCAAAAAACCAAAGAAUGGCGAUUCACCGGACCUGAAGCGUUGUUGCAACUGAUUUUGGCGCGCCCCUCCCUAUAUGGUUAA
Molecule: messenger RNA, 1488 nt
Organism: Acaulospora colombiana
Lineage: Eukaryota; Fungi; Glomeromycota; Glomeromycetes; Diversisporales; Acaulosporaceae
Source: the annotation of a GenBank genome assembly